AUGACAUCCGACCUGGACCAGCUCAUUGAAAUGGGCUUCGACAAGGAACGUGCACAGCUAGCAGUCGCCAAGACCGGGGGCCGCGCUCUCGAAUGGCUCGAGACAAACCAGGACAAGUCGCUAGAGGAGAUCAAGGCCGAACAACCGGAUGACGAGGAGGGUCCCGCCUUGCAACCAGGCGAAGAGGCACGCAGCCUGGUGUGCAACGACUGCGGCAAGAAGUUCCGCAGCCAAGCACAGGCCGAGUUCCAUGCAUCCAAGUCGCAGCAUGUCGAUUUCUCCGAGUCGACCGAGGAUAUCGCCCCCUUGACCGAGGAGCAGAAGAAAGAGAGACUGGAGGAGUUGCGGCAGAAGCUGGCGGCGAAACGCGCCGUACAGUCAGAGCAGGAUAAGGUCGAUAAGAAGAGGAAUGAGAUUCGAAGAAAGAGCACCAAGGAGAGCCAGGCCGCUAAGGAAGAGCUGCAACGGAAACAGCAGUUGAAGGAGGCUGCGGCAAAGAAGCGGGAGAAGCUCGAAGAAAUUGAGGCGAAGAAGAGGAUCAAAGCCAAGAUCGAGGCGGACAAGGAGGAGCGCCGGCUGAAGGCUGAGCGCGAACGAGCUGAACGGGCUGGCGUGGCUCCUCCACCUCCUCCCGCGGCAGCUCCAGCGCCGACCACAUCGGGCCCCGUUGCGUCCAAGCCUGCUUCCGCCUACACCGAGACUCGCAUGCGUUUCCAGACCUCGAAAGGAAAUGUGAUGAAAACAUUCCCGGUCACCACCACACUCUUUGAGGUUGCUGCAGCUCUGAAACAGGAUGAAGGACUCGAUGUGCAGAGCUUCACUCAGAACUUCCCCAAGAAGGUGUUUGAUGCAGAGUACUUUGGAGAGAGUCUGAAGGAGCUCGGGCUCGUGCCUAGUGCGAGCCUUGUCAUUCAAUGA
This is a messenger RNA of Penicillium riverlandense, 918 nucleotides long. Its product is annotated as UBX domain protein. NCBI's taxonomy places the organism in Eukaryota, Fungi, Ascomycota, Eurotiomycetes, Eurotiales, Aspergillaceae. The record is from RefSeq and is a predicted model, not a curated record. Gene Ontology annotation, molecular function: protein binding. Bases 1 to 918 code for a protein of 305 amino acids. The transcript has 3 exons.